UGGUGCACCUGUAGUCCUAGCCACUAGGGAGGGUGAGGCAGGAGGCUCACUUGACCCCAGGAGGUCAUGGUUGCAAUGAGCAAUGUUAGCACUGCUGCUAUCCAGCCUGGGUGACAGAGCGAAUGUUCUCAUUUUUCAUCUUUAGACAAUACUAUACACAGUGGUAUUAUAAAAGCAGAACGUGAAGCUUUAAAUUCUGGUCUAGGCAAUACUGACAAUCAGUUUUGUGAAGUAGAUGAUGUAUUUUGAUUACUACAUAAAUUCAAAGGCUUUUCAUUUUAGCAUCGAUACUCUUAAGAAACUUUAAAAGGAAAUAUUUACUUGAUUAAAAUCUUUGUAGAUUGUAAAAGGCCUUGAAUGCUUGUGUUUAGACUUUAGUUCCAACUCAGAAGAUAUAUUGGAAAGCAUCAGAAUGAUAGCAUUCUGUUUUUAAAUUAUAUCAAGUGAUUUUUAAACAAAUUGUAUCUUUUUAAAUAAAUCGUAUCUCAAUAAGUAAUACCUCAUUGCUUUGUCAUAAUAUUUAUUCUGAUUUGAUUUUUUAAAGCUACUCAUCUUAGCCCUUGAAAAAUAAACAAGUCUCAUCAACUUUUUAAUUAGAUUACAUAUUUUGUGAACUUUUAAAAGUGUAAAUCCUGUAAUUUCCUUGCUCAAGUUCCUCUACUGCUAUUCCCCAUAAUAAAAAUCCAAACUCUUUAUCCUGGUCUGCAAGGUCCUUUUUGAUCUGGUCUCUGCCCAUCUUUCCAAUUUCAACUACCACUUAAACUUACUUAUUCCACUGUAGACACAAUGGACUUCUUGCCAUUUCUCAAUCUGUCAACCUUCUAUGUAUCUAAAGUCUUUUGCUGUUUCCUUGGAAAUGUUCUUUGUCUACGUCUUUAUGUGGCUUAUAUUUAUAUAUCACUGCUUAAAGUCACUUCCUCAGAGGAGGACUUUUCUCUGAACAUCUAUCCUCUAUUCUUGUGACCUUAUACUGCUUCAUGUUUCCUUCUAUUAUCUAUUACAUAUCACCAAUUGACAUUUAUAUAGUUGUUUUGUCUGUUGUUUCCACUACAUUGUAAACUCUGACUUCGGAAAUACUGUCUCUCUUAUUUACCACUGAAUUGCUAGUGCCCAAAAUAGUGCCUGGCACUACCCUAUGAUAUGGAUGACUGGAGUGUUUUUAUUUUGGUCAAUUUCUCACUUAUCUUUCAUUAAAAUUGUUCUAUCAUAGAGAUUAUGCAACUGCUCAGAAACUCAAAUUACUUCUAGUUCACUCAGAAACUUUAAAGGUUGUAUAGAAGAGAAAAAAAUAGUAAAGGUCAGGAAUAGGGAUAUCAGGAGUAUGUGGAGUCAGAAAAACGAGUAUUUCCAUAAAGGAGUGAUGAAUAUUGUUAUGUUGCAAUGAGGUUGAAAUAAGAACUGAGAGCUGUCCAUUAAGUUUAGCAACAUGGAGGCCAUUGAACUUUAGUGGGCUACAUUGGUGUGUUGAGUGUGGCAACCAGACAGAUGGUUGAAAAUCAGUGGGAGGCAAAGAAUUAAAGACUGAUAAUGUAGAUAAUUCUAAAGUAAGCUCUAAAAGGGAAGAGAGAACUGAUAAUAGUGAGGAAAAAAGUUUCCUCCAGUCCUUUUCUUUUUUAAGAUGGGAGAGCUUUAAGUAUUUGAAUACUAAUGGAAAGGAUUCAGUGGAAGUUUAAGAAACAAAGAGACAAUGGAAUACUGUGUAAUGUAAGAUUCCUAAGUAGGCUGUAGGGAGUUUGAAUCCAUAGCUAACUUGAGGGAAAGUGGAAAAGGUAUUAGAGAUGCAGGAUCGUCAGUUGGGGGGUGUUCAAUCACAUCAGUCACUGUGAGAAGGUGCCUAGCAACUUGUUACAAGUGCUAUUAGCGUAGUUCGAAACCAUCAUCAGACACGUGAGGAAACUGGACCCUCACGGUCGGCAGACUCGCCAAUAUCACAGCGAUAGUUAAAUGCCGAAUUCUGGAGCAGAAUCCAGUUUCCCUAAGAUAGAUUUCCAGGUAAACGCUUACCGUCGCCACAGGCUCCGAGACAAGGCGACCCGGUUGCCGGGUGAGUGUCCAGACAUGCCAGCGGAGCGGCCCGCGAGCAGCGGCGGGCCCCCAGCCUCAGAAAUGGUUGAACAACCGGAGGCUGCCGUGAUUACCCCAGCCAUGCUAGAAGAGGAAGAACAGCUUGAGGCCGCUGGACUUGAGAGAGAGCGGAAGAUGCUAGAAAAGGCUCGCAUGACUUGGGAUAGAGAGUCCACAGAAAUUCGGUACCGUAGACUUCAACAUUUGCUUGAAAAAAGCAAUAUCUACUCCAAAUUUUUAUUGACUAAAAUGGAACAGCAACAAUUAGAGGAACAGAAGAAGAAAGAGAAGUUGGAGAGAAAAAAGGAAUCUUUAAAAGUUACAAAGGCUAAAAAUUCAAUUGAUGCAAGUGGAGAGAAUCCAGUGAUAAGAAAGAAAAGAGGAAGAGAAGAUGAAUCAUAUAAUAUUUCAGAGGUCAUGUCAAAAGAGGAAAUUUUGUCUGUGGCUAAAAAAAAUAAAGAGAGUGAGAAUGAAAACUCCUCCUCUACUAAUCUCUGUGUAGAAAAUCUGCAGAAAAACAACGAUUCAAAUAGUAUAAUUAAAGAUAGAUUAUCUCAAACUGUUAGACAGAAUACUAAAUUCUUUUUUGAUCCAGUUCGGAAAUGUAAUGGACAGCCAGUACCGUUUCAACAACCAAAGCACUUUACAGGAGGAGUGAUGCGAUGGUACCAAGUAGAAGGCAUGGAAUGGCUUAGGAUGCUUUGGGAAAAUGGAAUUAAUGGCAUUUUAGCAGAUGAAAUGGGAUUGGGAAAGACAGUUCAGUGCAUUGCUACAAUUGCAUUGAUGAUUCAGAGAGGAGUACCUGGACCUUUUCUUGUCUGUGGCCCUCUGUCUACACUUCCUAACUGGAUGGCUGAGUUCAAAAGAUUUACACCAGAAAUUCCUACUAUGUUAUAUCACGGAACCCAGCAAGAACGUCGAAAAUUAGUAAGGAAUAUUCACAGACGGAAAGGGACGCUGCAGAUUCAUCCUGUGGUAAUUACGUCAUUUGAAAUAGCCAUGAGAGACCGAAAUGCAUUACAGCAUUGCUAUUGGAAAUACUUAAUAGUAGAUGAAGGACACAGGAUUAAGAAUAUAAGUGCGUUUAAUCAGGAAUUUAAACGAUUCAAACUGCUGAUAACAAACUCUCUUGUGACUGGUACUCCUCUACAAAACAAUUUAUCAGAACUUUGGUCAUUGCUAAAUUUUUUGUUGCCGGAUGUAUUUGAUGACUUGAAAAGCUUUGAGUCUUGGUUUGACAUCACUAGUCUUUCUGAAACUGCUGAAGAUAUUAUUGCUAAAGAAAGAGAACAGAACAUUCUACACCAUCAAAUUCUAACACCUUUUUUACUGAGAAGACUGAAAUCUGAUGUUGCUCUUGAAGUUCCUCCUAAACGUGAAGUAGUUGUUUAUGCACCACUUUCAAAGAAACAAGAGAUCUUUUAUACAGCCAUUGUGAAUCGUACAAUUGCAAGCAUGUUUGGAUCCAGUGAGAAAGAAACAGUUGAAGUAAGUCCUACUGGACGACCAAAACGACGAACUAGAAAAUCAAUAAAUUACAGUAAAAUAGAUGAUUUCCCUAAUGAAUUGGAAAAAUUGAUCAGUCAAAUACAGCCAGAGGUGGACCGAGAAAGAACUGUUGUGGAAGUGAAUAUCCCUGUAGAAUCUGAAGUUAAUCUGAAGCUGCAGAAUAUAAUGAUGUUACUUCGUAAAUGUUGUAAUCAUCCAUAUUUGAUUGAGUAUCCUAUAGACCCUGUUACACAAGAGUUUAAGGUCGAUGAAGAAUUGGUAACAAAUUCAGGAAAAUUCUUAAUUUUGGAUCGAAUGCUGCCAGAACUAAAGAAAAGAGGUCACAAGGUGCUGCUUUUUUCACAAAUGACAAGGAUGUUGGACAUUUUAAUGGAUUACUGCCAUCACAGAAAUUUCAACUUUAGCAGGCUUGAUGGAUCCAUGUCUUACUCAGAGAGAGAAGAAAAUAUGCACAACUUCAACACAGAUCCAGAUGUGUUUAUCUUUUUAGUGAGUACACGAGCUGGUGGCCUGGGUAUUAAUUUGACUGCAGCUGAUACAGUUAUCAUUUAUGAUAGUGAUUGGAAUCCCCAGUCUGAUCUUCAGGCCCAGGAUAGAUGUCAUAGAAUUGGUCAGACAAAGCCAGUUGUUGUAUAUCGCCUUGUCACAGCAAAUACUAUCGAUCAGAAAAUUGUGGAAAGAGCAGCUGCUAAAAGAAAACUGGAAAAGUUGAUCAUCCAUAAAAAUCAUUUCAAAGGUGGUCAGUCUGGAUUAAAUCAGUCUAAGAAUUUCUUAGAUCCUAAGGAAUUAAUGGAAUUGUUAAAAUCUAGAGAUUAUGAAAGGGAAGUAAAAGGAUCAAGAGAGAAGGUCAUUAGUGAUAAAGAUCUGGAAUUGUUGUUAGAUCGAAGUGAUCUCAUUGAUCAAAUGAAUGCCUCAGGACCAAUUAAAGAGAAGAUGGGGAUAUUCAAGAUACUAGAAAAUUCUGAAGAUUCCAGUCCUGAAUGUUUGUUUUAAAUUGGAGCUAAAAAUGGCUUUUAGAAGUUCUUGUUUACAUCUAAUAAUUUGCUGAUACUGGUUUUGAAAUCCACACUGUCUAUUUUACUUUUUUUGAUUAUAUCAGUUUAUAUAAUGUAACUAGUACCAUUGCAUACUUAAUAGAGGAUAAUUUUCUGAGCCUUAUUAAGAACAAAGAAGUAUCCAUAUUAAGAUUGGAUUUUUAGUUAAUUUUUGAGACUGGGUAGUACUCUUGGGUACAGGCUGAUAUGUACUUAACCACUUCCAGAUUUAUACAGUCUUCCUGUGGAAGUUUAGUAAAUGUUUUUCUUCCUUUCUUUUAGUAAAAUGGUUCAUGGGUUUUUGGUACUUCAAUUAUGGAGUAGGCUUUUGAUGGGAGGAGAUGGGGAUUAUGCUUUUUGUUGUUUAAGCAAGAAAUUGUUUGAUUUUAGAGUCUAUUUCUAUAAGAUAGUUUACCAAAUAAAUGUUUAUUAUGAAA
Molecule: messenger RNA, 5044 nt
Organism: Microcebus murinus (gray mouse lemur)
Lineage: Eukaryota; Metazoa; Chordata; Mammalia; Primates; Cheirogaleidae
Source: RefSeq, a predicted model, not a curated record